CAGAAUGUCGUCCGCACCGCCCGUUCCCAAGGCGUCCCUCUACUUCUACAAACAGUCUGUCUGGGCGUCCGUCCCGCUGCUCGCGCUAGAAGAGAAAGGAUACGGUACAGAUGAAAUAGAUCUGAAGGAGGUCGAUCUCUCAAAGGGCGAGAACUUUACUCCCGCUUAUCUGCGAAUCAAUAACAAUGCGACGGUGCCGACAUUGGUCGUGCCACUUGAGAACACGCUAGACCCUGAAAUUGAGAGCCGUUACAAACCUCUUAGGGACACCAAGUCUAUCGUUGAAUUCUUGGAUAAGUCUCGCUCACUUCAGUCUCGUACGCACAGCACAUCCACCGCCCCUGCCCCAUCACUGGCGCCCGCUACCAUUGCCUUCUCUUCCGCAUCGAACAAGAUCAUCGAGCUUUUGCAUUCCGAGGCAGGAGACCCCAACGCUCUCAUGUUCAUGAAUGCGCAGGACGAUGAACAGCUGGAGAGGCUUACUGAGUCGCUCAAACCAAUCCUUAUCGCGAAAUGCGAUGCACUUGACAAGCUCAUUGAAGAGAACAAGCAUGCAGAGGUUAAGGUAUCUGAGAAGACAGCGAGGUUCUGGGAGAUGAAACGCGUUGCGACAAGCAUGAUUCUCGAUGUCCUUGAGGAUGGCGAGAAGCCUACAUCGGAAGUAGAUGACGAAGCAAAGGGAAAACGCGGAGAGUACUUCAAGGCCGCAGCGCAGGCAUGGGGAGGCCUGCAGGAGGUGCUCGUUCAACUUUCCAAAGAGAUAAUAGGGCCAUAUGCGCUCGGCGACCAAUUAUCGAUCGCCGAUCUUCAUCUUGCUGCCUGGCUUGCCCGUAUUGCCAUGCUGUCCGGUGCGCAGACUACCGAUGACGGCGGCGCGGUUAUAUCGAAGAUUGAGGAGCACGUUGGAGAAUCCUUCAGUUUGCCGAAGGACUUUUCCGUCGCGGAAGCCAGGAGGCGCGCAGGUCUGCCUGCCUCGAACGUCCCGCCCACGGAACGUCAGGCUCGCCUCGCUGCGUUCUGGGACGCUGUUAAGGAACGGCCCAGCUGGAAGAAGGUCUAUGCGGAUGGUCUGCAUUAGUCGGCCUCCAGGUUGGUUUGGACCAUUGAAUAGGAAUAAUGGGCGUGAAGAUACAACACAAUACAUAUCAUACCUGCGCACUUUGCCGCCGAGCCUAGGUUUGCUCAUGUGCAGCAAGGCGCCUCAGCGGUGUUCGGACCCGGUGGUACUGGGACAUGUGGCCUGACAACCCUUUGGGC
Molecule: messenger RNA, 1257 nt
Organism: Phanerochaete carnosa HHB-10118-sp
Lineage: Eukaryota; Fungi; Basidiomycota; Agaricomycetes; Polyporales; Phanerochaetaceae
Exons: 7
Coding region: 5-1078 (357 amino acids)
Source: RefSeq, a predicted model, not a curated record